GACUUCUGACACAAUUGUUUGUUACUUUGGGUAGUAAGGUUAGUGCAGAAUGUCGCAAAAGAUAAAAACCAGAUCUCAAAAGAAUGGAGCCGAGGAUGUGCUCCUGGCAGACACUGCGUUGCCUAGUCAGCUUGUUCAGCUGGAAGAAGGCGCUGCUGCUCUGUCGUUUAUACCUCAGCCUUCUGUAGAUGAAAAGGAGUUCGUGUCUAAGCAAACUGAGGAUAGCGAAGAUGAGGAGGAAUCAGAUUUGGAUGAGGAAGAGCUGCCUAGGAGUAUGCAGCGCUACCUGGCUAAGCAAAUGAAGCUGUUGUCCCUGCAGUUCAAGGCUAUGGAGGAAGAUCGCCGGAGUAGGGAAAGCUUUGCUCGUGAGAUGCAACAACCGCGAGGAGGAAGACCAGACCUCCAUAAAAAAUCCUUUCCGACUUUUCGUGAGACAGAUGACAUUUUUACCUUCUUCCAAGUUUUUGCUCACUCUUGUAGGGAUCAAGGUGUGCCUAAAAAGUACUGGAUGAGUGCUUUACGCAUUAAUGCUGAAGGCGAGUUGAGAGAACUGUUGAACUCCUUGCCACUGGAGUAUGCCGAUGAUUUUGACUACUUUUAUGCUGUAGCCAAGUCUCACUUUGCGCUAACUUCAGAGGAUUGUUUUCGGCAUUUAGAAACAGACCAGAAGAAGUCUCGGGAAAGCUUCUCAGCCUUUGCUGCACGGAUGGGCAGAAAUGUGGAACGUUGGGCUGACACAGCCGAGGCUGUAACCCGAGAGGAGGUUUUAGAUCUGUUUGCAAAAGAACUGUUUUACAGACGCCUCCCUCGAGAUUUGAUGGCUCUGGUCAGAGACCAGCAGCCCCGUUCUCUGACUGAAGCAGGCAUGCUAGCCGAUCGUAUGUUUAAAAACAGAGCUGAAGAAAAGUAUACUUUGUUUCGGAGACCGGAGUACGUUCCUGUGAAACCGCUGAGGCGAGAGACCGCAGGUAUGCAGAAACCAGGGCAACCGGCGAAGGAAGAGAAAGGGGGGCCUGCUGGCUACUUCAAAGUGCCUUCCGCCCGGCCCGAGGCUGCAUUGCAAGAGAAGCCCCGUGGAGAAAUAAUCUGCUUUAAAUGUGGGCAAAUUGGUCAUAAGGCUAAUUCCUGUUCUAAAACCUUGUCUAAGCCCAAUCCUGCUGGAAGGAAGAACCCAAAGGUUGCUCCAGUUGCACGCGUGAGAGACUUAACGUCCCCUGGAGCGGAACCUCCUGAACUUUCUUCAUGGUCGUCAGCCGAGGAGAAUGAAGGAGCAGAAUCGGAUUUUGUAUUUUCUGCCCCAAAUUCACAAGACCGUCCUGAGACCCCUCGUGGACCAGUUGUUAAAGCCCUGUCGGAAGCUGAACCAGAUUUCCCAAGUGGAUCCGUAUCCUUUGCCUAGGAUGGACCAUUUAAUAGAAAGACUGGGAGCAGCAAAAUACAUCACUACACUGGAUUUAACUAAGGGAUAUUGGCAAGUGCCUCUAGAUGGGGACGCUGCUGUGAAAUCUGCUUUUGUCACGCAUAUGGGCUUGUUCCAGUUCAAGGUUCUCCCAUUCGGACUUCGAAAUGCCCCAGCCACGUUCAUGAGGCUUAUUAAUUCUGUGAUUAAUGGCCUAGGUGAAUUUUCUUGUGCGUAUCUGGACGAUCUGGCCAUCUUUAGCCCU
Messenger RNA from Rhineura floridana, 1664 nucleotides. RefSeq lists its product as uncharacterized. The record is from RefSeq and is a predicted model, not a curated record. Gene Ontology annotation, molecular function: zinc ion binding; nucleic acid binding. The coding region runs from base 50 to 1399 and encodes 449 amino acids. The transcript is spliced from 2 exons. NCBI's taxonomy places the organism in Eukaryota, Metazoa, Chordata, Lepidosauria, Squamata, Rhineuridae.